AGUGGCCGGGGCCGCCGCUUUCCGCCCCGCUCGGCGAGCCCGGGGGAAGCCGCCUCGUCCAGCCAGGGGCGGGAUGUGGCGGCCGCAGCCCCGUUCGGGCGGCACCGACAGGCGGCGCCGCGGCGGGAGCAGCGGGAGGGAGGCGGCCGGCCCAGAUGGUCUGGAGCACUUAAUGCCUUCAGGUUCUCUUUGUAAAAAGAAACUGGCAAAAAGACCUGGAUACAUGAGGCCAGAGGCUCAGCGACAGCUCCAGUUUCAGUCCCUGGGUGCCUGCAACCCCUUCAGCCCAGAGGAGUUCAAACAUGGCAAGGGGCACUGUGAAGAGUUGGAGGAAUUCUCUCUCUGCGGACAACGCAACAAUAACGUUGAGUUCUUACGCUGCAGUUCAAUUGCAAGUAGUGCUGUAGUUCUUGCUGAUGGGGCAACCACAUUGGGCACUACUGUAAAUAUGCCAGGAAGCUGCAAAAAUCUUUCAUGUUCCAAGAAUCCACAGUCAGAAAACAUAGUAUCGAUUUACCCGGCUGAAACAACAAGCAAAGGUGUUUCUACUGUAUGUGGUACGUGGCAGACGUGCUGCAGAACUGAAGUGAGUGAGCCGCAGAAGAUGCAUGGCUUGGAUCAGGCAGAAGUGAAUAAUAACUGUGAAUAUCAAAAUAGGGAAGCUGUUUCUUGUUCUGUUGGUCUACCUGAUAGUUUUAGUUCGAGUUUCAGCUUCAUACAGCUCUCUCUGAACUCAGCCUCCACAGUAAGCAAUGCUGAAGGCAAGGCAAGUGCAGUUGUGCAUCCCAGCAGUGCCAGAGAUCUGCAGGAGCCGGGGGAGACAAGAAGAACUCAGGAGCACGCAGGGGCUUUGUGUUGUUUCUCUAGGUCCAGUGAGGAUUUGAAGUCUGAAAAUGAGACCACAGCGAGUGAUAAACUUCAGGAUUGUGAGACUGUCUCUCUCUCUGAUACAGAUGCAACAUUUUCAUGUUCUACAGAUUCCUCAGAUGCGGCAUCUGCUGGUUCCUCUGUUACCUCAGGCUAUGAAAGUAGUUUUACUGUUAGUGACCAAAACUGGGAUACUUUGAUAAAAAGGUAUGAACCAGCACUACUGGACUGCCAGCUUGGCAACCGGAGUACAUUAAAGGUAAAAUCCAUGAUAUUACAGAUUCGGAGGCUUCAGCAGAAAGCAAUAGAGGCGGACGAUUAUGAUAAAGCUGAUAAAUUUAGAUGGAAAUUAGAAGAACUGGAGAAAGAAAAAAAAUCUUUAAAAUUUCAACUUCCUUCGAGACAUCCUUCAAUUAGCAGUUUUUUGCAUAGGUUUGUCACCCAAGUUCAAGCAGUAUUGUGCUGGGCUGUGGAUGGGGUUAGAAAUGAAGAAACCCAACUUCGGCAUGAAAACAAACAUGAACUGUUGAGAUCCACUUACCAGGAGAGGAUAAAGGUUUUGGCCGUGAAACGAAACGACCUUUUGCAAGAAAAGAAAUGUUUACAGAAAGAAAUUGAAGACCUCCGAGUAAGACUGACUGUGUUAGAAGAGAAAGAUCAACAGCUACAAAGAGAAAUUGAAGAACAAGACAGGCUUAUUCAGUCACAGGACUGUGAACUGACUGCCUUGCUUGGCUGUGUUUCUUUGAGAGAGCUACGGGAAAUAAGCAAGGCUGUGGAUGACACUUUAGCAUCCUCCUAUGGAAUUCCAUUCAGCUUGGAUCUUCCAGAGACAAUAAAGAGCCUUCAGGAAAAAGAGCAAUCACUCAGCAUGUCCAUUAAAGAAACUACUGCCAAAGUUUGCACGAGUCAGAAACUCUGCAGUACUUUGAGGAAGAAAGUGAGUGAUAUUGAGACCCAACUACCAGCUCUACUUGAGGCCAAAAUGCUGGCUGCAUCAGGGAGUAAUUUCAGUACUGCUAAGGAUCUGACAGAAGAAAUAAGAUCAUUAACAUCUGAGAAGGAGGGACUGGAAGGACUUCUCAGUGAGCUACUGGUUUUGAGUGCCCAAAACAUCUGGAAACUAGAGAGAAUUAAAGAUGACUACAACAGACUGAAGCAAGAACUUGAACAAGGAGAGAUUGUCUUUGUGACCAGUGUAAAAGAAAAUGCUGAAAAGUAUAUGGAGAUGCUGGAAGCUAAACUACAUAGUUGUGGGAGCCAGCUGCUUCAGAGAGUGUGGGAAGCUGACUUAGAGGCCUGUCAGCUGUUGAUCCGAGGGUUUCAACUGAAAGAAACCAAUUGCUGUGGUUUUGAGGAAGAGGAGAACCAAAUAGAUGAGCUGGAGAUGACUGCUGAUGGCCCUUCUGAUUCUGAAAAGAGGAAAGAAGAUCACUUUCCAAAGGGCACGGAGUGGGACAGAGUUUCCUGCCCCAAGCACAGUAAGCUGAAACAGGUUGUCGAAGACAUUUCAUUUGGAGCAGAAGGUCAUUUAUCUGAGGAGUUCUUCGUAUUUUCUGCAGAGUUGGGAGAAAAAUGUGAAGCAAUAAGUGAGAAAUUGGUGCAUCUGGAAGACCAGCUUCGAACUUCAGUGUGCAGAGUUGAUGAAGGUAUUAUUCAGUCUCUACAGAGGGAGAUCCAGGUGGUGAAGGAGACGCUCCAGACCGUGCUACUGCAACUUCAGCCAGCCAGGGAGGCAGGAGAAGAAAAGGCUGGAGACUUCCUCUGUGACAGCUGGUGUCCAGGAAAACAGGACUCGAAGGAAUAAUGAGCAGAAAGCACUGGUAGGAUGACAUUAAUUCGCAAAGGGCUGCUUUUAGUAACUGAAUACUGUUUUACCAAGCCUCAGGGAUCUCUUCCCUCCCUGCAUAACUAAUAACUAAAUCAAUUAUGGAGAAACAGAGCCUGGAGGUCUAUCAUCAGAAGUAUUCUACACAGGCUCACAUGUUCUGGCACAGAUUGGGAAACAGCUUUCGGAGCAGAGCAUCCCUUGUAAAUGUGUAGAUUACAAAUUGAUACAUUUCAAGUGAGUCUGCAAAGUUGCCUUUAAUGUCAGUGAAAUGUUCUCCUUGAAGACUUGUAAACAGUAUCUGUCUUCCUUACUCAUGUUUUUUUCUUCCCCUGAUUUAAAAAUGUAGUGCUAAAGCUGGAACAUCUAGUAUUUCUCAAAAAAAAAAACAAAAAAAAAAAACAAAAAAAAAACCCUGUAAGAAUAAGAACUUCUUUUUUUUCCUUUGGCUUUAACAGCUUUCUUACACUGAAUGUAUUUGCACAUUCCUGCCAAUAAUUAAAUCAACAGGAUGAAAUUCAAGCUAACCACGUUCUUUUAACAGAAAUUUGAAGCUCAUUUACUCAAUGGCAUUGAGUACAGUAGAGGUAACUAACAGCAGCCCCUACAGCAGUAGUUUAACUAUUUUCAUUAGGUAUUAAUAUAAACUCAUUUUAGUAUUACAAGGGUUGUAAAACACACGCACAAAAAGUACUAUGUUGAUGAUUUGUGCUCCUUUGAAGUAUUGUAUGAACAAUGUGUCAUUUAAGUUGCCUUGUAAAGUUUACUGUUACUGUUACAUUACUUUGAUCUUCCUUAUAAACUUCAGGAGGAAUGCAGAUACUUUUUUUCCUCUCCUCGACAGACAUGUAUACAUAUUUAUACAUGUAUUUUUAAUAGGAAAGGAAAGCAAUGUUCCACUGAAGACAGCUAAUACAAGUGACCUAUAUUUAGGUCAUUGUUCAACACAGUUAAAGCUUUUAGGAAUUCAUAGUGUACUCUUACUUGGAUACCUGAAUGUAUCCGAUAGCAUCUGAUACCGCAAAGUUCUGCUUCUGCCAUCUAAUGCAGAGGGAGAACUUACAAACAAAUUAUCACUGGCACAUUUUUUUAAGCCACUAGAUCAAACAAGUGUCUUGCAACUCAUUAUUGUACUUUUUAAUACUGUUUGCAUGACAUUUUAAAAAUUACUGUUUCUGCUACUUCAGUUACACAUUUUGUAGCCACAUUGUGAAAGUUUUUGCAAAUUUUGAAGGUCAUUGGAUAACUAGCCCACUAGGACUGUGUUCAUUUUCUUUCAUGUGUUUUAAUUCUGGUUGAAACUUCUACCUCAAUGUUAUGGAAAAAAAAGUGCCAGGCAGCUGCCACUUACAACAGGGUUAUAAUUGCAUCCAGAGGAGCAGAGCUCAGGUGGGUCCUGGAAUCAUCAGAUCCUUGGGAUGGAAUUACAGCCCUGUAAUUCAGACCAUGGUUGGCUUUUUCAUUGUAUGAUAUAUGGAUCAGCAUCUGUGGUGUGGUAAAGACACUUGGACUUUCACCUUGCGUGAACUCCAGCACUGUUCCCACCCCCAGUCUCAGACAGAAGUCUCUUGGGCUCUGCUGCUGCUCUGACAGGCCUAUUCCUCCAGGCUUUACUGGACUGUCCCUGGCAGCUUCCUGCCUCCCCACGGUAGAUUUGGCACUUUCUGAAACCAACAAGCCAGGUGGCAGCUUGUGUUUCACUGACAUUCAGCUCACAAAAAGCCUGGCCCACCUGGGGAACCCUGGCUGGCCACAGGGGACAACUGUCAGACAGAAGACACUCAUGGGUACCCACAUGAGCAUAGGUUUAAAAAAAAAAAAAAAAAAAAAAAAAAAGGAAAAACAACAAAAGAUCUCUCCUAUAGUGGUAUUCCUAAGGCUGCUUGUGGGUUAACACCAUAAGCUUCCAGCAGUGAGCAGUUACAGGGCUACAAGCCCACUGCAAUGACAGCCCAGAUAAGCAGUGCACUAAGGCUGUGCAGCUCCUCUCUCCCUCAUGCUGAGGGGUGUGUGGAGCUUUGUCCUUUAACUCUGAGUGCCUGAGAGCCAAGAUCAGACACAGCUGAGGUGUGAGGCUUUUCCUCCAGGCAGCAGCAACAACAGGGACUGUAACCAUCCCAGGGCCAGGACAACUGCAUUCAUGUUCUCACUAGCACAAUCUUUUGUAGACAUUCCCACUCACUCGCUUAAAGAACCUGAAGGAGGAAAACUGAACCAAUCAUUCAUAUCAUAUUUGUACCUAUUAACAUUAUUUUAUAAUGUGGACUACUACUACUUUAAUUUAUUAUUCCAUUAACUCCACUGUUUGUUGUGGGAAGUUAGAGCCAGUAAUCAUUCCUUCUCAGACAUACUGAAUAAUAAGCAUAAUUACAAAAACAAAGAAGGUAUACUAUGCAACAUAUCAGCUGCCUUUUAUCUGUGGAUAGAAAACUUUCAAAUAAAGAGAAAUAUUAUUUUAACUAA
This is a messenger RNA of Numida meleagris (helmeted guineafowl), 5158 nucleotides long. It is a transcript of the gene DISC1, whose product is annotated as disrupted in schizophrenia 1. Gene Ontology annotation, cellular component: centrosome; intermediate filament cytoskeleton; microtubule. Bases 74 to 2674 code for a protein of 866 amino acids. NCBI's taxonomy places the organism in Eukaryota, Metazoa, Chordata, Aves, Galliformes, Numididae. The record is from RefSeq and is a predicted model, not a curated record. Gene Ontology annotation, biological process: neuron migration; cilium assembly. The transcript has 14 exons.